AUGCUGUGUGCAGAAGUCAGUGGCAGUCUCUACCUGUCUGCACACGAGGCGUAUAUACACAGGUCACUAAAGCGCUCCCCGCCCCCGAGCCCAAGCCCCGCCCCCGAGCUCCAUUUCCGGCACCACCCCCACCCCCCCCACUUUCUGCCUCCGGAGCCUGUUCUCGCAGAUGAUGGUGCUUCCUGCGCCAAGUCCUCUGCCGUCGGGCCCUCCGGGAGCACCCAGGACCUCGGACCUGGGGCCGGGGAGAACACCCGGGCGUCUGACGGCACCAGCAGCCGCCUCGUGAAUGCGACCGACUGCGAGAGGCACAGCCAGCCGUGGCAGGGUGCGCUGUUGCUGGGACCCAGCAAGCUCUACUGCGGGGCCGUGUUGGUGGGCUCGCGGUGGCUGCUUACGGCCGCCCAGUGCCGAAGGCAAGUUUUCAGAAUGCGUCUUGGCCACCAUUCCCUGUCACCCAUAUAUGAAUCCGGGCAGCAGCUGUUUCAGUGGAUCAAAUCCAUCCCCCACCCUGGCUCUUCCCACCCCGGCCACUCCAGCGACCCCAUGCUCAUCAAACUGAACAAAAGAAUCCGUGAGACUCAGUAUGUCAGGCCCAUCAGCAUCUCCUCCCACUGUCCGUCUGCUGGGACCAGCUGCUGGACAACCAGCAGGCCCCCGGCUACCUUCCCCAGAGUCCUCCAGUGCUGGAACAUUACUGUGCUAAGUGAUGACAGGUGCAAGACGGCCUAUCCAAAUCAGAGAGACGACACUAUGUUCUGUGCUGGUGACCAGGCCGGCAGAGACUCCUGCAAGGGUGAUUCCGGAGGCCCCGUGGUCUGCAAUGGUUUCCUCCAGGGCCUUGUGUCCUGGGGAGACUUUCCCCGCGCCCAGCCCAACAGACCCGGCGUCUACAUCUGCCGGUUCUCCAGGUGGAUCCGGGACACUACCCAGUCUAAUUCAGGAGUCAUCCUAGGACCCGGCAUUCUGGCCUCCCUCGCCCCCUGCAAGUCCCCACCUCUGCAGGGACCCCAACACUCCUUCCAGACACCACUUCCUUCCCCAGAAUGUUGAGGUUGUUCACCUCUCCAGUGCCCCGCCCCCAGUCUCCUGGAAUCAAGGUCUCCCUUCCCAGACAGUGGAGGGACAGGUCCUUCUGGUCAGAUCCUGAAGACAGCUCCCUGAAUGACCGGGGCGAGAGCUGCACUGCACCUCUGUGUCCCCAGUGCUUCCUUCCUCAGGUCCAGAGUCCACCUUCCCUGCAGCUCUGACCCAAAUUUGGUCCCAGAAAUAAGACAUCUGAGGAGUGGGCUCCGUGUGUGGUCUCUUCCUUGAACGGCCGGGCAGCCAGGAGCAAGUCCCUCACCCCUCGGCACUGCUGUGUUUACUCUAUUAGGUUAUUUCACUGGCAGGAAACAGAGAUUCACUCGGUCUGCUUUUCAUUUUAUUCAUCAAUAUUGAUCGACUGCCAGGAACGUGUCCAGAUGCCGGGGAUAUUGCAACGGGCCUAACAGAGAAAAAUUCCUGCUGCGUGAAGCUCCCCCUGUAGCAGGGGAAGACAGACAAUAAAAAGAUAGACAAACACAUUAUAUACUAUAAUAAGUAUGUGAUAUGAAUAAAAGGAGAACAGGGCAUGAGGAAAGAGAAGAACGUUGGGGGGAUGUGUAUUUACACUGGAAGGUCCGAAGGGUGUGGGAGAGCAGUAGCUACUCUCACCCCCACCUUCACCCCAAGACGUCCACAUCCUAAUCCCUGGAACCUAUGACUAUGUGACUUUAUAUGGCAAAGGGACUUUGCAGCUGUGAUUGAAUUAAGGCUCUUGAGAGGGAGAGACCAGUAGAAGCCAAAGGGUCCUUAUAAGAAGGAGGCAGGAUAGGGGGUCAAAAAGAGAGAGAGAUUGGAUGAUGCUAUACUGAUGGCUUUGAAGAUGAAGGGGCCAUGAGCCUAGGCAUGUAGGUGGCCUCUAGGUAAUGAAAAGGGCACAGAAAUGGAUUCUCCCCUAGAGCCCCCGGAAGGAAUUCAGCCCUGCCCGUCAAUGCCUUGAUUUUAGCCCAGUGAGACAACAUUUUGGACGUCUGACCUCCAGAACAAUAAGAGAGUAAAUCUGUGUUGUAAGCCACUACAUUUGUGAUCAUGUGUUACAGCCGCAACAGGAGACUGACAUGAAGGGUCUCUCAGAGGAUGUGUCAUUUGAGCUGAGACGUCUGGGAUGAAAAGGGACCAGCCCCGUGAAUGUCUGGUGCUCCAGAUAGGAGGGCAAGUGCAAAGGCUCUGAGAUGGGGAGAGGCUGGGCAUUUCUCAGAAUGCAAAGAAGACCAAUAUACCUGGCAGCUGGUUGCUUUGUUUUCCGAAAAGGUUGGGAAGCCACCAGCGGUUUGAAAGCCAGAUGGUGACGUGUGCUAAGAAGAUCAUCCUGGCUGUUGGUGGAGAACAGCAUGGAGCUGCUUAUUGGCCGGAGUUGAAAAGGGAGGUGCUUUAGCAACAGGCUCUCCACGACUUGCAGUUGGAAAACGUCAGGACAGAAGCAGCUGCCUCUGGGAUCCCUCCCUCUUCCCCCACGUGACCUCGCUUUCACGGUCUCUCUCUUCUCAUUUCCUGCAAGGGGCAGCCUCUGUUUUCCAUCAUUCCCCCUGAUAACUGGCUCCAGUGAUUGGCUCGUCUUAGAGUUCACAGUCGAGAGAGAGAAAAAACCUGAUUGGAUGCUCUUGGGAGGUGCCGACUCUGGGUCCAAUCAGCUACGGCCAAGGAGGUGGGGCCGCCUAGUGCAGGUGGAGCCUCCAGUCACCCUUUCAGCAGCGGCGGCGGGUAGUCAAGGGAAAGGACACAUCCGGAGACACGAGUUUUAGUCUCGGCAUCCAGAUGUCAACAUUAUAUUUGUUUGGUUCACCCAGCUUUUUAUCUAUAGUUGUAAACAUUUCCUUCUCACUGUUGCCAAGUAUAUUAUUUUGUAAAUGUACCCAUUUUAACCGUGAAUAAGCGUUUGAAUAGUUUCUAGUUUCUUCAACAGUUCUAAACCAUUUGACUGUUUCCUAAUGUAACGUUUGCUAAAACUAUGGUGAAAACAGUUUAGGAGAAGCAAUGUACUUUGAAGCUCCAACCACCCCAUUCCCGUGCUUAUUCCUCCUGAUGACAGAACCCAGAAGCAUCCUGGAUCGGGUUUCGGCUCAAGGGUGAGCAGGAGAUCAGAAGGGAAGUGUGUGCGCCGGGAGGCAGAAAUUGUGGAUUGUGCACUUGUCUGACUCAGCACAGGGCAAGCUGGAAAAAACUGAGACGUAGUCGUCAUUCUCUGCACGGCGUUACCACCUGGGGCCGUCUGUUGCACGGGGUGGCACGUGCCCUAAAUAAAGAUGCUCACCAGGUGGCCACGUGAUCCAGUUCUAAGCAGUAAGACAUAAGCUGCAGUAUGAUAGAUAACUUGGGUUGGAGCUCUAGACAGGAGGACAGACUGGGGAGGAGUGUAAACAAUAGUCAGUGUUCUAGUUCUUGGCCUGGAUGUUGGGUUCACAGAUAUUUAUUAUUUGUUGAAAUGAAUGAAUGAAUAACUAAGUAAAAUAAAAGAGGGUCAUGCAUGGAUCAGUGUUUUAAAAAAAAGAAGACAUAAGCUGAAACCUAGCAGCUGGGUUUUCCUGGGAGGCUUUUGUUUUGCCGAUAAAAGGGAGAGCAUUAUGUUUGGUCCUUCCCUCUCUUCCCACCUGGCAUGUAGGUGCCCGGAGGUAGACCAGUCACUUUGAGGAUAAAAGCCACAAAUAAAGAUUCGAUUGUGGGAUCCCCCUGGUGGCGCAGUGGUUAAGAAUCCGCCUGCCAAUGCAGGGGACAUGGGUUCGAGCCCUGGUCUGGGAAGAUCCCACGUGCCGCGGAGCAACUAAGCCCGUGCGCCACAACUACUGAGCCCGCGCUCUAGAGCCAGCGAGCCACAACUACUGAGCCCGCGUGCCACAGCUACUGAAGCCCGCGCGCCUAGAGCCCAUGCUCCACAACAAGAGAAGCCACCGCA
Molecule: messenger RNA, 3973 nt
Organism: Physeter macrocephalus (sperm whale)
Lineage: Eukaryota; Metazoa; Chordata; Mammalia; Artiodactyla; Physeteridae
Gene: KLK5
Product: kallikrein related peptidase 5
Biological process (GO): proteolysis; amelogenesis; positive regulation of antibacterial peptide production
Cellular component (GO): secretory granule
Molecular function (GO): serine-type endopeptidase activity
Source: RefSeq, a predicted model, not a curated record